Molecule: messenger RNA, 1654 nt
Organism: Oryzias latipes (Japanese medaka)
Lineage: Eukaryota; Metazoa; Chordata; Actinopteri; Beloniformes; Adrianichthyidae
Gene: hprt1
Product: hypoxanthine phosphoribosyltransferase 1
Biological process (GO): purine ribonucleoside salvage; hypoxanthine metabolic process; guanine salvage
Cellular component (GO): cytosol
Molecular function (GO): hypoxanthine phosphoribosyltransferase activity; magnesium ion binding
Source: RefSeq, a predicted model, not a curated record
AGUACCCACAGCAACACCGACUACAUUUCCGUCAGCAGUGUGACCGCUAGCAAAGGCGGAGCCGUACAUCCCUUCUGUGUGUUCUGUCACGAGCCCACUUUUAUACCGCAGAACACUGACGGUGCACCCGCCGUCCACAAGCACAGGACUACCCGAGAACCCCCCUCGUUUGAAGUGGGAAACCAACAUGGCGACGUCCAGCUCCUGUGUUGUGAUCAGCGAUGAGGAGCAGGGCUACGACCUGGAUCUCUUCUGCAUCCCCAGGCACUACGCCUCCGAUCUGGAGAGGGUGUACAUCCCCCACGGUCUCAUCUUGGAUAGGACGGAGAGGCUGGCCAGAGAGAUCAUGAAAGAAAUGGGGGGACACCACAUCGUGGCCCUUUGCGUGCUGAAAGGCGGAUACAAAUUUUUCGCCGACCUGUUGGACUACAUCAAGGCUCUGAACAGGAACAGCGACCGCUCCAUUCCCAUGACCGUGGACUUCAUUCGCCUUAAAAGCUACUAUAACGACCAGUCGACAGGGGAAAUCAAAGUGAUCGGUGGAGACGACCUGUCUACCCUAACCGGCAAGAACGUCUUGAUUGUGGAGGACAUCAUCGACACAGGAAAGACGAUGCAGACGUUAUUGGAGCUCCUCAAGCAGUACAACCCCAAAAUGGUGAAAGUAGCCAGUUUGUUGGUGAAGAGGACGCCACGGAGUGUCGGCUACCGGCCGGACUAUGUAGGAUUUGAAGUCCCAGAUAAGUUUGUGGUGGGAUACGCUCUGGACUACAACGAGUAUUUUAGAGAUCUUAAUCACAUCUGCGUUAUUAGCGAAACGGGAAAGGAGAAGUACAAAGCAUGAGGGAGCACUUUGUGUUGGUUUGGCUGCAGCGCUUUCUUUUGCUGUUCAUUUCCCGUUUGAGGGCUGCUUUGUGUGGAUGAAAUACUCGGCCUGAUCAGGGUUUACGAAGACGCGCCGACGAUCCUGCCUCAUAACAGACACAGAAGAUGCUAAAGUGGUUGCCCUGGAAACCAUCCGGGUUAAAGUGCAUGAAGCCCAGAUUCAGGCUCAGCUGAAGUGAAGCUUUUAUGCCCCCCCAUGCUGAGCUUUUGUUCUGUAAUUGUUUUUUUUUUUUAAAUAUUUUUCUAAGAAUUAAUUUAUUCAAAGAAAAUGCUGCUAGCGUAAAGUACAAAAUGAAAACUAUUGUAAAUUUCCCGCCCUUUAUUUAAAAAAAAAAAAAUUUUGCUUUUAGUGUAAUUCCUGGACUUACUGGCUGUGGAUCUCUGAACGCUCUUAAAAAGAGGAUGUUGCAAUUUGUUGUCUGUGUGUAUAUUUUGGGACACUUUUACAGCCUGUUGUGAGAAGAGCUCCCUGCAGAGUCACUGUGGUGCAGAAAAACCUGAAUGUGGUCCCCGAUCGAGUGUGGGGUUUUGCCAAAGAUGAAAUGCCAUAAUGUUUGCUCAAAGAUUUCAUGAGCAUUCAAUCAAAGCUGAAGAUUUGUACGAUUGGUUUAAAUUUGUUCAUCAAACUUCUAAUACCUUCUGUCCUCUGUUUUCUAAAUCAGAAAAAUGCUUUUUCAACCCACUGUUCCCCUUCAAGCUAAAAGGUUUUCAAUUAUUUUAAACUCCCGAACUUCUUCUAAAUCUGUUAUUAAAAAUAGCUGAACCCUGA